Chanos chanos (milkfish) is the source of this 5493-nucleotide messenger RNA. It is a transcript of the gene rp1l1a, whose product is annotated as rp1 like 1a. Gene Ontology annotation, biological process: photoreceptor cell development; axoneme assembly; retina development in camera-type eye. NCBI's taxonomy places the organism in Eukaryota, Metazoa, Chordata, Actinopteri, Gonorynchiformes, Chanidae. The record is from RefSeq and is a predicted model, not a curated record. The transcript has 5 exons. Bases 1 to 5493 code for a protein of 1830 amino acids. Gene Ontology annotation, cellular component: axoneme.
AUGCAAACAGCACCUGCACUGUACUCAAAUGCAAGCGCCCAGUUUAAGAAUGACCCUCAGCAGACCGUCACCCCACUGUCUCGAUUCUCCUCCAAUGUGACUUCUGCAACCCCAGCAAAGAGGAUUACCUUCUUUAAAAGUGGAGACCCACAGUUCAGUGGUGUCAGGAUGGCCAUCCACAAGCGCAGUUUUAAAUGCUUUGAUGCCUUACUGGAUGACCUUUCACAGAAGGUCCCACUGCCAUUUGGAGUUCGCACGAUCACAACCCCCAGAGGCACCCACAGCAUUAAGCAGUUGGAGCAGUUGGAGGAUGGGGGAUGCUACCUCUGCUCAGAUCGCCGCUAUGUGAAGCCUAUCAAUAUAGAGGCUGCAGGGAAACGGCCGGCGGUCUGGCACCACCACAGCCAUACACACAACACCCGACGAAGGCCUUCCCGGCCUGAUGAAGCACCAAAUGGCCACCACUACCACCGGCACCCAAAAAGGAUAAUUUUGGUGAAGAACAAUGACCCAGCGGUGAGGAGGUCAAUAACCUUGAGCAGAAGAACAGCACGUAGUCUUCGUGUUUUCAUGGAUGAGAUCUCAGAGAUCAUGCAGUGUCAUGUCAGGAAGCUGUACACCCUGGAGGGCCGCAAGAUCGACAGCAUUCAGAGCCUUAUGCAGUGCCCCAAUGUACUGGUCUGUGUGGGCAAAGAGCCCUUCAGGCCUCUGCUUAUGGAGAGCUUACGGAAGCACUCAGACGAGAAGCUCCCUGGAGUGGGUUCCAGAUCCCGGUCAAGCAUCUGCAGUGAGGGACAUGACAGCAAAAAGAAUGUCAACUUCGGACUUGAGACAAAGAAAAGCAUCAUCCACCCAAGAUCAGAUUCUAGCAACAGGUCAACUAGGUUUUCUCUCUCUUCAGAAAAGUCCUACCAAAAUGGAUUAUGCAUGACACCAGGGCAAACUGGCUGCCUUAGUACUUGUCCUCACACAAGGGAGAUCAUACGAAAUGAUGACAUUGAGAAAAGAGUUCUGGUGAACAAAGAUGGCAGCCUUUCUGUGGAGAUGAAGGUACGUUUUCGAUUGCUGAAUGAUGAGACUCUUCAAUGGUCAACUGAGAUCAAGAAGUCAGCAGGAUCACUGAUUGACGGUAGUUCUGUUAGAGAAGGUGAUGCACCAUAUCUACAAGGCAAAACUGAAUAUUCAGACCCAGAGUCCACUUCUCCAUAUGAGGCUGAAGAGACCCUUGCAACAAAACUGCACCAAAGGCAACUUGAAGAAUCUCACUGUCAAAAUUGCUGCAACCAUUGCCAAGAGUAUGACAUCUGGAAAAACCCCAUGCACAAGGACCAUGGGGCCUCGAAAUCAUCAAGCUCAAGUGCAUCAUCUCAUAAAGUUGUACAAGAAAAAUCAUCAAUGGACAGUGUGCGCACUAUUUCCAGGUCCAGUGAAGAAUACACUGAACAUAUAGUGGAAAAAGCAUCAUGCUUUCAACAGACUGUCAAGGAGGGGGACACAAAAGUUGAAUAUUGCUCUAUAAGUCGUUGCUGUAGCCGUAGUGAGGUGUGUGCCUCAUCCUUGAAGUCCAAGAUGAAGCAAUCCACUGAGGACAAAUACACACGGCCAAUUUCUGUGAUCAGUAAUUCGUCUAAGGUAUUGGAAUUGCUCAAAGAGGAUCUGGAUGAUUAUGAUGACCUUCCUCCGAGCGUGUCAAGAGCUUCUCUCUGGUCUCAAACCAAGAGAAAAUCUGGUGGAGACAGCGAUGAUGGCAGUAAUAAGUCUGUAAAGACAUGCACAAGUCCAGCACAAGAAUUGAACGAUAUUGAAGGACAAGCGAAAGGUCCGGAUUCCUUAAGUGACAGUGUUACAUCUCACUCUCUCUCUGCAGCAGAUCUUUUGAGGGAGAGGAUUGGGAACACAAGACCAGUAAGUAGAGAAUCAAAAUCAUAUGUCUCUGGCAAAAAUAGCACCACGGAGCAAAACGAUAAGAUGACUUUUAAAAGUGACAAGACCAGCAAUUGCAAAAACAAGAAAAUGCGUGCCUCAUCACAAAACAAAAAUGAGGAUCAGUUUUCAGAAUUAAUUCCACUUGCCUUACCAAAUGCAUCCCCCACAGAAGUUGUCAAAGACUGGCUUAGAAAAAUACCAACUGAUGGUCCCAUGUAUGAAAUGGAUGAUGAAUUUAAAGAGAAUAGUCAUGAUGUAGAGCCUCCAAUAAAUGCUGAAAAUGUGACAGAAACUGUGCAAAAAGACUCAGAGGGAGCAUCUGAGCAGGUUGUCAAUAUUGAAGAGCCACAAGAAGAGGAGAAUGAAGAGUCUGUAGGUGAUGUACCUAAAGAAGACAACAAUAAUGCCUUUGAUGAAACAGAAACACAUACAGAUCAGCCUGAUUCAGACAGCAUGCAUCUUUGUAGAUCCCCAAAAAUAUCCAAAAGGGAAGCUCUAUCAAAGUUUUGUCACUCCUCUGUGCAGGUCAUGAAGGUGCUGCUGAGCCCAAAACUGGAUAGAUGUAAUAGCUUACCAGAGGUGUCUCCUGUAUAUGGCAGAAAACUAAGUACAUCUGCCAAAGGACUGCUAGACUGCCUUUCAAAUCUUCGACUUAUUGACUCUGAUCCCACAAAUCCCAAAGAUGAUAAGUAUAAUGAGAUAAUGAAUAUACUCCAGUCAUUAUGGUUAUGUGAACCUGUAGAAGGUAUGGAGGACAAGGGCCAAAAGAAAGAUCUCCACUCAGCAGAGGAUGAAUUCAAUCCCAGGUCUUCCUCUGGAGUAGACGUAGGCAGUGGCUCAGCAGAUUCUGGUAAAAGUAGUGUAAAUGAUGGGGUAGAAAAAAUGGAAAUAGCACAAAAUAGAAUUGCACCAAUUGCUGAACAGGAACCCCCACUACAAGAGCAAGAAGAAGAUGAAGAUAAUGAAAAUAAGGAUAACCAUUCAGGUGCCUCAUCUAAAAGGGCAGAAAGUUCAGAAUCCUCACAUAUCCCGUCAGAUCCAGCAACUCCAGAUAUUGCAGAGAGAGUUAAGAGCAGUCCUGAAAAUGAGAAAUCUGAUGAUGGGGUCCCAACUUCAGAUGAGAUGACUCAAAGUAGUGAAAAUCCAAAAGGGGAAACAGAGAUUGAUGCCUCUCUCAGCAAGAGCUCAGGGAAUGAUAGCAAUGUUCUCAAUACUCCACCUGCUACAGAAAUGACUGUGCCGGAGGACACAAACUCAGAAACUUCUCCAUCUGUCCAAAGAGCUCCACUGACAAAAAGAGUUUCACAAGAUCCAGAUCCAGUUUGGGUACUGGGUUUGUUGAAGAAACUAGAAAAUCAGUUCAUGACACACUAUGCAAAUGCCAUGGCUGAGUUCAAAGUACGUUGGGACCUUGAGGACAAUGAGAUGCUUGAUACAAUGAUUAGGGAAUUAAAAGAAGAGGUUCGUAAAAGGAUACAGACAAGUAUCAACAGAGAACUCCAGAAAAUCCGAAGUCGAGCUGGUAGACCACCAAAGCCCCCAGUAAAUACUCUUUCCAGGGAAUCAACUGCUCAAACGGAACUACGGCGCAGACGACUCAAGAUCAUGCACAAUCAGUCAAUCAAUCCCUCACUAUCCAGAAGUAAUUACACUGGUUCUGUUACAGAUUUCAGUGAUCAACGGAGUGAUGACGAGUACUGUCCAUGUGAGACUUGCAUGAAAAAGAAAAUGGCAUCCAGGACUGUUCAGCGUGCAGAGGCUUUAUGCUCAGCUCCAGUCUUGAUGGAUUUUGAUCUUCGGAAAAUUCUGCAGAUGAAGAAGGAUCCUCCUUUAAGUGUCCCAGUAGCACCAAAACUAGAAGAAGAAAGGAGCUGCCCUAAUCAGACAAGAAAAGAAGAAAAUGUUGACUUAGACAUGGUCCAUGAAGAAGCACAGGAGGAAAAUGAUGAAAUUAAAAACUGCAGCAGCAUGUUAAUUGAGGAUCACAGAGAUGCAAGCAGGCAGGAUGAUGAGCACUUUGAAAGAAAACAUGACACUGACAAAGGUAUGUUUUCUGAGAAUGGAACCACAGAGACAGAGAAACCAACUGAUAAAGCAACAGCAGAGAAAGAUGGAGACGGAGCUGAAAGAGAAAUAGUAAAGUGUGAAAAUCCAAUGGAGGAGGAAUCAGCAGAGGAAGAGAGAGCAGAAGAUGAGGAGACCAUAGUAGAAAAGACACAAGAUAGGACAGAAGAGGCAUCAGGGGAAAGUGAAGCUGAGGAUGGCAAUUCAGAGGAACGGGAAUCAGUAGAAAAAGAAGCAUUACAAAAUACAACCAAGGGGAAGAAGAGGGGGGGUGAUGAAGAAAUAGGAGAUGAAGAAAAGACAGAAGAAGAGGGAGUGCUAGAAGGAGAAACAGGAGGAGAGGAAGAAGCAACAGAACAAGGUUCCAUCAAUAAUGCGCAUGCAGAGGGAGGAGAAAUGGCUGAAGGGGAAACAGCAAAGGAGAUAGGAGGAGAAGGGGAGAGGACAACAGAAGUGACACAUAAAGAGAAAACAGCAGAUGGUGAAAAUGUAGAAGACAAAGGAGAAACCGAAGAAUAUGAAGAAAAGGAAAUAAAGGAGGACACAGUUGAAGACAGAGAGACAGGUAAAGAGGGAGAAGAGGAAUCUGAUGAAGGCGGAGUUGAAGUGAGUAAAGAAGGCAGGGCAAACAACACUAGUGAUGACAGGCCAGCUGAUGGAGAUGAGAUGGCUGAUACAGUUGAGAAUGAAAACCCUGACAUGGAUGAAACAGCAAAUGAGGCAGAGGAAGAAGAUACACCUAAUAAGAAUUGUGUGGAUCAGAAUCGUGAUACCUCUGCAGAAGGUGAGGAUGAGGAUGAUGACGCUGGUGAUGAUGAAAUGGCCAACACUAAGACAGAGAAUGAAGCGGUCAGGGUGUGCUUGACAGAAACAAGAGAGACAAAUGGGCAAGAGGAAGAUUCCACAUCUUCAGAGGUGCGAGAGGUGGCCAAACUGAGAGAUUAUGAGGAGAAGGACGGUGAAGUGGCAGAAGUGGAAGACUCAGAAACUGAUGAAAGACAAAAAAACGACACUGAUGGAGAGAACAUGGAUGAGGUAGUUAAGCUUGGUGAAGGAGAAGUCCAGGAGACUCCAGAGAAAAAAAGAGCAAAUGAGGAAGAUAAACAUACUUCGAGUGAUGAGGAUGCCGUUGAAGAGUCCAAAACUGAGAAUGAAACACUUGACAAUGUGCUGAACAAACAAAUAACAAGAACAUCCAUUGAAUCCCAACCAGGCUCGUUGGAGUAUUCAAAAGAUCUUACUGUAACAGCAAAGCUGCAAGAGAUACAUAGUUUUAUGGAGAGUAAUGAGAGUCAGGGAGAAAAUGUAAUCUCCACACUCUCCCAUUCCAAGGAGAAAAGAAACGAGUCAAGCAGACAUGGACGUAAAGCUGACAAAGAUUCAACCAGUGAGGUUACAGAAUUGCAGGUUACUUCCAAGGGUAGAAAAAGAUUAUCAGGAAGGGCAAAUAAACAACAGAGGCCCAAUAAGGGUGGCAUUAGAGUGAAUGAUCUUGAGUUUUAG